Messenger RNA from Ceratina calcarata, 769 nucleotides. RefSeq names its product monocarboxylate transporter 2-like. The transcript has 5 exons. Lineage: Eukaryota; Metazoa; Arthropoda; Insecta; Hymenoptera; Apidae. The annotation marks the transcript as partial. Gene Ontology annotation, molecular function: monocarboxylic acid transmembrane transporter activity. Gene Ontology annotation, biological process: monocarboxylic acid transport; transmembrane transport. The record is from RefSeq and is a predicted model, not a curated record.
UCUAUCGGACCGCGUAUCGGUUCGUUAAGCAGUGAAUGAAGAGGCAGUGAUCGAACUGUGCCUCCACGAUACUGUUAAUCGUCGUUGUUUACUUAUCGUGAGAAGUGUUUCGUGAGUGAAAUUAAGGUUCGUCUGUGGACAAGCGGUGAAUACGAUGAAUACCGAAGUCGCCAACAGGAAAGCUCCUGACGGCGGUUGGGGGUGGUUCGUCUGUCUCGGCAGCAGCCUAAUCACGCUUUCUUUAAGAUCUUUAGACCCUUCAUUCGGUCUUCUUUUCCAUGAUCCUUUGAAGGAAAUGAAAAUCGACUCCACGGGUGCAACAGUAAUAAUGGGCAUUCUUGAUGCAAUAUUUAAUUUCUCAGGUUUACUAGUAGGACCAUUAUUAAAGAAAUAUUCUUACCGAAAAGUCGCUUUCUUCGGGUCGCUUUUAAGCUGUACUGGGCUAAUAUUAACGUCGACAGCCAACAGUAUGAUACACAUUAUUUGUACUUACAGUAUUUUAGGAGGCUUAGGGACUGGGUUAGCAACCGCAUCAGCUUUCGUUGCGUUGAAUACGUUUUUCGAUAAAAAGAGAGGGCAAGCCGUCGGUUUCUCCAUGGCGGGAACGACCUUAGCUAUGAUGGUUGUACCUCAGUUUAUUCACCUACUCUUAGAAGCUUACGGAUUUCGAGGAGCUACGUUAAUUCUUGGGGGGUCGGCACUGCAUUCCGCUGUCGGUGCUUGUCUGCUACGUCCACUUAAAGUUAAACGUGAAAAAAUUACUAAGAUG